Saccostrea echinata is the source of this 1601-nucleotide messenger RNA. Its product is annotated as oxalate:formate antiporter-like. Gene Ontology annotation, molecular function: transmembrane transporter activity. The transcript is spliced from 11 exons. Lineage: Eukaryota; Metazoa; Mollusca; Bivalvia; Ostreida; Ostreidae. The record is from RefSeq and is a predicted model, not a curated record. Gene Ontology annotation, biological process: transmembrane transport. The coding region runs from base 65 to 1456 and encodes 463 amino acids.
UGAGACAUCAGAGCGUUUAUUAACCAUAUGACAGUUUAUCAAACAAGAAAUCUCGUGUAGUGAAAUGACAUGUGUCAGUAAAAGAUGGAGGGCCUACUCCGUUGUGCUUGGAGGAGUCCUGAUUCACCUGACCCUGGGAACCAUUUAUACGUUUGGAAACAUGACACCGUAUAUGACAUCCUACAUGAAAAAACAUAAAAUAGAUGAAACUCUGAAUUAUGCUGAGAGUACGUGGAUUAUGUCUUUAGCCGCUAUGGGUCAAGGAACGUCCAUGUUUCUGGGAGGCAUGCUGUACAAAGCUCUGGGACCCAAACUCUCCACGCUUAUUGGUGGCUGGUUAGCAAGUGCAGGUGUAGCGCUAACAUUCUUCACCAUAAAAUCCUCAUUUUAUUGGACACUAUUCACAUAUGGAUUUAUGUUUGGAAUUGGUGUCGGUUUGGCUUAUGCAACACCAAUGGGUUGUGCCAUGAAGUGGUUACCACACAAGGAGGGAUUGGUUAAUGGCUGUGUUGUCGCUGGUUUUGGUGGAGGAGCUUUCAUCUUUGAUCAAAUUCAAACAGCCUUUAUUAAUCCGGACAACCAGAAGGCAGAUUUGAACGUAGAUGGAGAAAAGUAUUUUACACAGGACAGUAUUUUAGAUAGAGUUCCACAUAGUUUUCUAUUGUUAGGCGGUUGCUACGCCGCAAUGCAGUUUAUCGGCUCCAUGUUGCUUCAGGAACCCCCUGAGCAAUAUCGUCCGUUGCUCAAUUGCGAAGAAGUAGGAGAAAAGAAAAGUGGUAAAAAUAAUGACGAAGCAGCCGCCAUGCUGGAUGAUGAAAGUAUCGGUGACAAAGAAAAUGAAAGUUCUGACAGUGAAGAAAGAAACUUUUCGCCGAGGGAAACAUUACGACAGUCUGAAUUUUACAAGCUCUGGUUCAUUUAUUUAUUCAACGGGCAGGGAAUUAGUUUUAUAUCUUCGUUAUACAAGGCGUUUGGACAAACUUUCAUCAGUGACGACUACUUUCUGGCAGUUGUAGGUUCGCUGUCAGCUGUCUGCAAUGGAGGAGGUCGCAUAAUGUGGGGUGCCUUAGCAGAUAAAUUUUCCUUUAAGACUGCCAUGGUAUUUUCGACUGGCCUAUUCUCCUUUUUUAUUCUAAGUUUUGAACUGACGAGUUUAGUUGGAAAACCUUUGUAUCUUAUAUGGGUUUGUUGUCUAUUUCUAUCAUUCUCCGGAAAUUUUUCACUGUUACCAACAGCUACUGCGAGGGCGUUCGGGAAAGUGCACUACGGUGUCAACUACGGAAUGGUCUUCACUGCCUCUGUUAUAUCAUCUCCUGUAUCAGCGCUGCUGACGUCAAAACUAAAAGCUGUCAUCCACUGGUAUGGCAUGUUUUACAUGGUAGCAUUUUUUUCAUUUCUAAGCAUGUGUUUGGCGUGGUCAUUUAAUGUAAAAGAUUCAAGAGGCAAAGACAUUUGACAUAACAAGAAUCAAUCUUAGAAAUUAUUCGUACAUUUUAAUCCCGAAUUAGCUAUUCUGUGUACAAAGUGCACGUCCAUAUCUGGGUUCAAAACGACAUUUCAGAUUGAGUUAUUUCGGGAUUGGAUAUUGAAUGUACAAUAUA